CACCCAUCUCCCUAGUCUUCACUAUUCUCCUUGCAACUUUAGAGCAAAACCUCAUCAACAAAGAAGAUUAGCUGAGUAUCAUGGCAACUUCUGCAAUCCAGAGAUCAGCAUUCGCCGGCCAGACCGCCUUGAAGCAGCCCAAUGAGCUUGUCCGGAAGGUUGGUGGCCUCGGUGGUGGCCGCAUCACCAUGCGCCGGACUGUUAAAAGCACCCCACAAAGCAUAUGGUAUGGCCCAGACCGCCCCAAGUACUUGGGCCCAUUCUCUGAGCAAACUCCAUCAUACCUGACCGGUGAAUUCCCUGGUGACUAUGGGUGGGACACUGCUGGGUUAUCAGCAGAUCCUGAGACAUUCGCCAAGAACCGUGAGCUUGAGGUCAUCCACUGCAGAUGGGCCAUGCUUGGUGCACUGGGUUGUGUCUUCCCUGAGAUUCUUUCAAAGAAUGGUGUCAAAUUUGGUGAGGCUGUCUGGUUCAAGGCUGGAGCUCAGAUCUUCUCAGAGGGUGGUCUCGACUACCUUGGCAACCCCAACCUUGUUCAUGCCCAGAGCAUCCUUGCAAUCUGGGCCUGCCAAGUUGUGCUCAUGGGAUUCGUUGAAGGAUACCGUGUUGGUGGAGGCCCACUUGGUGAGGGACUGGAUGCAAUUUACCCAGGUGGGGCUUUUGACCCACUUGGCUUGGCAGAUGACCCUGAAGCAUUUGCAGAACUGAAGGUGAAGGAGAUCAAGAACGGUCGCCUGGCAAUGUUUUCAAUGUUUGGAUUCUUCGUUCAGGCUAUUGUCACUGGAAAGGGCCCAAUUGAGAACCUCGUUGACCACCUUGCUGAUCCAGUUGCCAACAACGCAUGGGCUUAUGCCACCAACUUUGUCCCCGGCAAGUGAAGAUAAGUGUGUGAGAUUCACCUUUUCAGCUGUAACAUUACUUAACCUUGUUGGUCUUUAUUGAACUUGUCUUCUGUGGAUUGGGUUGGUAAUGAUGUAAUUUGCUAGUAGAACUGCUUGGAACUACUGUAUUACUAAUGAGACCAGCUCCUUUGUUGCCA
Molecule: messenger RNA, 1039 nt
Organism: Vitis riparia (riverbank grape)
Lineage: Eukaryota; Viridiplantae; Streptophyta; Magnoliopsida; Vitales; Vitaceae
Product: chlorophyll a-b binding protein 5, chloroplastic
Exons: 2
Coding region: 81-878 (265 amino acids)
Biological process (GO): photosynthesis, light harvesting in photosystem I; response to light stimulus
Cellular component (GO): plastoglobule; chloroplast thylakoid membrane; chloroplast envelope
Source: RefSeq, a predicted model, not a curated record